AUGAAUGCUCUGCCACAAGACUGCAUCGCCAAGAUCCUUUCUUUAACAUCGCCUCGUGACGUGUGCCGAUCAUCGGCCGUCUCCACGAUCUUCAGAUCCGCCGCAGAUUCCGAUGAUGUCUGGAAUCAGUUCUUACCUUCCGAUUUCCCCGACGGAUUUGUAGCACCGGAAGGUCUUCCGACAAGGAAACGCCUCUUCUUCUCCCUUGUCGAUAACCCUCUUCUUCUCCACGAUGCUCAAUUGAGCUUUUCUCUGGAGAGAACGAGUGGUAAGAAAUGCUACAUGAUUGCACCAAGGGCCUUGAGUAUUGUUUGGGGAGAUGACCGAAGGUACUGGCAAUGGAUCUCUCUGCCUAAUACCAGGUUCGCACAAGUGGCUGAGCUGAUCUUUGUGUGGUGGUUUGACAUCACUGGAAAGAUCAACAUAACCCUUCUCUCUGAUGAAACCCUCUACGCCGCUUACCUUGUCUUUAAGUGGAAUGAUAGUCCAUACGGUUUUCGCGAGCCCGUAGAGGCUUCCCUUGUCUUGGAUGGCACUGAGACCGAUGAUGUUCAGCCUUCUAUGGUGAGUCUGAUGCAAAACCCGGGAAGCGAAGAAGGUCAGCGUGCUGAGCUGAGGAGAGAUGGUUGGUUCGAGGUCGAGUUGGGACAGUUCUUCAAAAGGAGAGGAGAUAUGGGUGAAAUAAAGAUGAGCCUCAAGGAGACUAAGAGACCAUUUGAGAAAAAAGGCCUCAUUCUUCAUGGAAUCGAGAUUAGGCCAAUGCCUUAA
Arabis nemorensis is the source of this 768-nucleotide messenger RNA. The record is from the annotation of a GenBank genome assembly. NCBI's taxonomy places the organism in Eukaryota, Viridiplantae, Streptophyta, Magnoliopsida, Brassicales, Brassicaceae.